Vigna unguiculata (cowpea) is the source of this 1031-nucleotide messenger RNA. RefSeq lists its product as uncharacterized. The record is from RefSeq and is a predicted model, not a curated record. NCBI's taxonomy places the organism in Eukaryota, Viridiplantae, Streptophyta, Magnoliopsida, Fabales, Fabaceae.
UGAAAACGAUAACAGAAUGAAACUCUAUGCGCGCGAAAGUUGCAUUCUCCUUCACCCUUUCCCGGAAAAUCCUCCCAAAUUUUCCCGGAAAACGCUCGUCCUCGUGACCUCGUCAUUCAUUCUCUCGCACUCCUUUCCACUCAUCAAUCUUUCACUAUCCACUGUUCCUCUCACUCCUCCCUUUCGCCACCGAGAAAUCACGAGCACUCUUCACACCGAUCGAAUCUCGUCGAUUUACUUUCUCCCACCGCGAUGGAUAUCGCGAACGGCGUCGUGUCGAAGAUGGAGGCGCUGGAGCGCGAUAAUGCGUCGAAGAAGGACGAGAUCCAGAGUCUGAAGAUGGAGAUCGAGUCGCUGCGGCGAGAGGCGGAGGAACUGGAGUCGGAGAUGAAUGCCGCUGAGGAGGCCGGAUCAGAGGCAGUGGUGCUGAGCAGCGUGCUCGAGGAUCGAGAGAGAAUGUUGAGGUUUCUGGAGAGGGAGACAAAGACUCUGAAGCAGAUGAACGCAGAGGGCGAGAUGAAGGUGCGCGAUCUGGAGCGGAGGAUCGGCGUUCUGGAAGUGCGGGAGAGCGAGGAGCGGUGCAAGAGAGUUCGCAUGGAGGAGGAAAUGAGAGAGAAGGUUUGCGAGAAAGAGAAACAGAUUGAAAGGCUGAAACAGAGAAUCAUAUAUUUGGAGGAAGCGAAGGGUGUGGAAAUGGAACAGAACAGCGAAAUUGAGGACGAGGAAGAGAAGAAGGGAUUAGGGUUUAUGUGGCCGCUGGUGGCAGCCGGAGGUGCAGCCGUGGUUGCUGUGUUUUAUUUCUAUUUCCGAAAACGUAGGUGACGCUUCAAGGCACAGUGAAAAAAAGAUCUACAAGGUUUGUGGAGUACCAAAUUCGCCAAUUGGUACCAAUUACAGGUUAAAUUUAGCUUUGAAGUUGAGUCAGAUGUGUUGCCACAAAUGUUUAGCAUACUGUCACUAAUUUGAGCAUAUCUUACUCAAUUUAAGCCCUAAAACAUGAGUUCUUCUUCAAAUCUUGUAAGGCAGGGUAG